AUGGAUAAUAACCGGGACUCGAGAGUGUCAAUAUCGUCCGCUGUUGACACCGCUUGUUCGCCGAAAACCAACUACGGCCUGGCCAACGGCUACCACSACUCGAACACCUCGUCUCCAACACAAGUGGUUGAGGUGGAGGCGCAGGGGGUGAGGGUGAAGGAGAGGCUCUCCAAGUUCGAGUCAGAGAAGACCCUCGCCCCCACCCAGAACGAAAGGGACAGGCAUACAGAGUACCAGAGUAAACCGGAGGUUGGGGGCGACGGGCUGGACGGUCCCCAUGAUGGGUGGCCUCUCCGUCGGGUUAUCUCCAUCGAGGAGGACCACCUCCCCCACCUGCUUCAUGGAGGGCCCCAGCCCCUGCUGCACCAGCUCAGUGAGAAAGACGACGAGGAGGAAGAGGAGCAAGAGAAGGAAGAUCUGGAGAGUAGUAUCCUCUUAGCCCCUGUUCCUCUACCCGUCCCGGUCACGACAGUGUCCCCCUUCAAACACCGCGGUAGUUUCAGCAGAAUCAGAAAUAUCCCCUCGUCACCUCGAGGACAACCCGUCGGCAAGGAGACCCAAAAUAGGGUGAAGGAGAGGGCCGUGCCUGCCCCGGACCGCCUGUUUAAGGUGGUUCUGGUGGGCAACUCCAGCGUGGGCAAGACUUCCCUGCUGCGCACCUUCUGUGACGGCCGCUUCCACCCCUCCAGCCKCGCUACUGUGGGUAUUGACUACAGUGUGAAGACUCUAAUGCUGGACAACACCCAGGUAGCCAUGCAGCUGUGGGACACGGCCGGGCAGGAGAGGUACCGCAGCAUCACCAAUCAGUUCUUCCGUAAGGCAGACGGCGUGGUGGUCAUGUACGACGUGACGUUGCUGGACAGCUUCAAGGCCGUGCGACCCUGGCUCAUCAACGUACAGGAAGCUGCGGGAGUGGGCAUUCCCAUCCUGCUCCUGGGCAACAAGAUGGAUGCGACGUCCGAGAGGGAGGUACCACUUAAAGAUGCAGAGACGCUGGCCCACGACACCCGUGUGAUAUUCUAUGAGGUCAGUGCUUACACCGGCUACAACGUGACAGAGGCCAUGAUCCACCUGGCCAGAGUGCUGAAAGAGCAGGAGGAUCGGGUGAGAGACACGUUUGUCUUAUUGGAGGCCCUGCCCAUCAAGAAGAAAGCCUGCUGCAAGUAAAGGUCCCGUGUGGCUCAGUUGGUAGAGCAUGGCGCUUGCAACGCCAGGGUUGUGGGUUCAUUCCCCACGGGGGGAC
Salvelinus sp. IW2-2015 is the source of this 1243-nucleotide messenger RNA. Its product is annotated as EF-hand calcium-binding domain-containing protein 4B. The record is from RefSeq and is a predicted model, not a curated record. Gene Ontology annotation, biological process: vesicle-mediated transport. NCBI's taxonomy places the organism in Eukaryota, Metazoa, Chordata, Actinopteri, Salmoniformes, Salmonidae. Gene Ontology annotation, molecular function: GTPase activity; GTP binding.